Messenger RNA from Gryllus bimaculatus (two-spotted cricket), 3252 nucleotides. The record is from the annotation of a GenBank genome assembly. Lineage: Eukaryota; Metazoa; Arthropoda; Insecta; Orthoptera; Gryllidae.
ACUGAAUUGUUUGUUCCAAGCAAGUUAAGUUCAGGAGGUCCAGUUAGGAUUCCGUCUGUGGUCUGGUGUUUGGCUUUGUUUUAUUUAAGUUAUUAUUGCACAUCAAAUUAAUGGAAUGACAAUUUUCCGGGGUAUACGUUUUUUCUGGUAUUCUGAAGUCGUUUCCGUCGACGUGUUUCUUGUAUGUUGAUUUCUUACUGCAGUUUUCUUUCACUGAACUGGCGAAUGUCCUUGACGUUUUGCCGGAGAGUAAAGACAUGAGAUCAAGAGGACCGUGCUUCCCACAAUCAUGGCUCUGUUUUUGUUGUUGUGUAUUUUCACUCUUAUUUCAUGUUUGCACGGAUCUGAAGAUGUCAAGCAGGGAAGCAACAUCUUAACUGUGUAUCCUGUAACUGCUGCAGGACAAUUGGUUCGUCGAAUGGAUGAGACUCUGAAUUUGACUUGUUCUGUCACAGGAAACAGCUCACACAUGAGCAAAUUUAAAAUUACCUGGCAAAUGCCGUAUAAUUCCAAAAAUAGCAAGAGCCGUGUUUUCACAGUGCAGGAACAUAAUAAGUUAACAUUAUUAGUACAAAAUCUUCAAGAGAGUGACACUGGAGAUUAUAAAUGCCAGGCAGUUGAUAACAAUCAAACUACCCUUCAAGAAGUGGUACGAGUUAAUGUCAAAAGAAGAAAACCUGUUUGCUCAGAGAAUAUGUUCCAGUGUGCCCUUCCUGGAGGGGAGUGCAUUGCCAAGAGAUAUGUCUGUGAUGGUUGGGAAGACUGCCCAGAAGGAACUGAUGAAGCUCCCAUUCAUUGUGGUCGUGAUUCGUGUGAAGGUAAAUUGAGGUGUGACAAUGGCCGCUGCAUCCCUUAUGAGUGGUGUUGUGAUGAUUACAUUGAUCCAAAUUGCACUGUGAAAGUUCGAUUACCAUGUUGUCGUAAACUUAUAACAGGAGACAUGGAUGCGGAUGGGUAUCCGCCCUCAGAACAGCAGCGUUUUAAUGACAUGGGCUUCCUGCAAACCACAAUAUAUACAGUUAUAGGAUGUGCCAUGGCCUUCAUGUUCAUCGUCACUGUGCUCAUCAUUGCAAUAUGCAGAGUACAUAUGAAGCGCUCUGUGCUGACACGUUGCCCAGCUGCUAUGCUUGCAUCCCACACAGGGCCUGGAAGUGGCUUUCCACGUCACUUGGCUGGUGGUCAUCGCCUCGUCAAUCUCCCAUCAAGAAACGCUGUGCCCCCUCUAUAUGACUUGGAUGUUUUUCUUGGUCACUCAGCAGAGUUGUCUCAGCCAUCCCAUUCUGGCCUCCUUGUAACCUACAAUAUUAAUAAUGGAGUACAGUUUGUUGGGCAGCCUGUAGAUCCUCCUCCUUAUUCUGAAAUUUUGACUUCCCCUCCUCGUGAAGGACCUCCUCCCCCUUACACCUCAAGAGAAAAUCUCACCCAACCUUUUGCUGACCCUGACAAUUUUGAAGAUAACCCCAGUGAAGGAGACAGGCUACUGGGAACCUCAAAUAGAAAUUGUUCACCUGUGAAUCAUACUAGCAAUAAUACAAUUCAAGUAACUGUGGAAAAUGCAGGGGAGUCUGAUACUCUCUUGAGCAACUCAAGUCCUUCGGUAAUUUUGCCAAAUUAUAUUAGUUCAGUGCAAGUGUCUGUGAUUAAUCCCCUGCCACUGAUGUUCAACACAAGAGGAACGAGCAGCAGCCCUGAGUCAUCCUUUGCAUCUCCAGAUCCUUCAGAAAACAAUUGCAGCUCAUCAGAAAUCAGUGAACAGCCAAGUAGUUCUCCUUCCAACUCAUCUUUAGGUCAGAUGUUGCCUUCUGAUGUCUCUCCUAGUGGAGAUGAAUACACUCAAGAUAAUACUGAUAUUCUCGGCCGUGACAUUUGCAGUGGUGGUGAGAAUACCACUGGUCAAUUAUGCAAUUACUGUUCCUCAAACACUUCUGUUGCUUGUGUUGAAUCAGAUGAUGUGGGAAAAGUGAACCAUCAAAGUGCAGUCACCAAUAAGGAGUUGCUGGACUCUGCAGUCACUCAUCCCAUCAAUGCUGCCCCUAGCCUAGCAAGCUCUCCUACAUGCAAGAUUUCCACCAGAGGGGAAAUCAGUGACUGUGUUGUUGAAUCUCUUGCAGUUGGUGGCUUCACUGGUUGUGAAUGUGAGAGCAAAACUGAAGUUUCUGAUGAUAUUAAUUCCAAGGCUUUUAAACCUGAAAAUACAUAGGUUCAUGUAAAUAUAAAAAUUAUUUUUUGUAAUAUUAUUUAUCAAAAAUAAGUAGAUUUAUAGUCGUAGUUGACAAAUACUUUCUCUGAUAAAAGUUGUACUAAUUUAGUUAAAGAAUUGGUUUACAUUUAAAAGAAAACUUUUAAAGCAAUUUUGAAUAGUUGUAAGAGUUGGAUUGAAUUUGAGAAAGUACAUCCUGAUGCAGGAAUAUGAAAUAAGGUGUCACAUAAAUAAUUAUGUACAUUUGAUAUUUAGUCAUUUUUGUAUAUAAGACUCACUCUUCCAGACAAGCUCUGUUUAACAGGCCAUUGAAGUAAAUAUGAAAUUUAAUCUUAUAUUUUUAUUAUUUACAAAUGUCACUCAAAAAUCUAGUCAUUCGUGAGAUGACAUUUAUUGAAAUCGAGUUAUUUUGAGUUUUAUUGAAAACAACAACAGUAAUAAUUCUUAUGUUCACAAUUUUGUCAGUUUUAGAACAAACUGCUGGUACAAAAAGUAUCAUUGGUAAUUAAUCCAUUUUUAAUUCUUGACAUAGAUAUAUGCUACACUAAACUUAAUAAUUGGAAUUAUAUAUCAAUCAGCAGUAAGAAUCCGUAUUUGAUUAUUCCUUUUCAUAUAUUGAUUUGACAUUUCUUCUGUGCAUAUUAGUAUGUUUAGUAUAAUUAUUCAUUGAAAUUGAUCAAAUCUUUUUCAAGAAUAUUGUUUGACUAGGUGUUCAUAUUAAAACAUUUUAAAUUUAGUAGUGUUUUAGAGACAGGUGACAAAAUUCACUGGUAAUAUUCCUUCAAAUGAUCAAGUUAUAUUGUUCAAGAGGCAGCUACUGCUGUUGUUAUUGUUAUUGAAAGAGUUGUAUAUAAAACUGCUUUCCAGCUAUUUUUAAGAAAUGUGAUUCAAAUUGUAAAUGUUUAAUUAAUUAUAGGUUUUAAGUUCUGUAAUGUUUGAUUUUAAAAUAUGUGAAUACUCAAUGAAAUGCAUUGAAACAUUUUUAAUACUAACAUUCAGUGAAGUUAAUUUGACCUUUCUCAAGAUAUGAAUUAAUAUUUACUCUUAUCCUU